AUGGCCAUGCGCAUACCGCCCCUGUUGGAGCCUUACUUGCGCCUCCCUCCGGAAUCGUCCCUCAUUGUCCUCACACACGUGCUAGGGGCCAGCACGAACUGGCUCGUCCAGCGCUACCUAUGCUCGCUACUAGGCAAUCCUGGACGUGGUGUGGCUAAUGAGAACGACCAACAUGCCACCGCCGACAAGGAAUGCAGCGUGGUCCUGGUGAGCUUCAUGCGGGACUAUGCCUUCUGGAAGGAGGGUGCCGGGCGGCUCGGGCUGGAUCUGGAUGCGCUGUCACAGAAGCGCAGAUUCUCUUUCGUCGAUGGGCUGAGCCAACUCUUUACUGGCGCCUCAGGCGAUGGAUCCAGGGCAAAGUCGAGAGACGCUUCAGGUCAAAGGGUUCUGCAAAGCAGUACAUUACAGGACCUGCGCAGCGUUGUGAGUCAGGCCUUGGCAGAACGAACAACACGAGAUGUUGUCUUGAUCUUGGAUAAUCCAGACUUGCUUCUAUCCGCCGCUGGGAGCGAGAUGACUGCACAGGCUGUGAGAGAGACCCUUUUGGAUCUAAGAGAGACCGUUUCUUCGACAAUAGUAACAUUAGCUGUUGAUGAACCACUGGUUUCUGCGCAAACAACAUCACUGGAAAAAGAGCAGGCGUCGUUGGUAUUAUCACUGGCCCACGAGGCUGAGCUGCUCCUCAGUUUGAGGCUACUGGACACUGGCACCGCAAGGGACGUGAGCGGCGUGCUGAGGGUGACGCACGGAGGGGCUUCUACUGGGCUUGCGUCAGAAGAACGCGAGUUACUGUACUUCGUAGGCGGCGAUGGAGGGACUCGUGUAUUCGAAAGAGGGCAAUGA
Molecule: messenger RNA, 843 nt
Organism: Neoarthrinium moseri
Lineage: Eukaryota; Fungi; Ascomycota; Sordariomycetes; Amphisphaeriales; Apiosporaceae
Exons: 2
Coding region: 1-843 (280 amino acids)
Biological process (GO): tRNA wobble uridine modification
Cellular component (GO): elongator holoenzyme complex
Source: RefSeq, a predicted model, not a curated record